GUCAAUCGUUGGUGCCUAGGGACUCAAUCAAGAUGACCUCACAACGCUACACGCCUACGGAAGAGCUGCUUUGCUCCGUGCAAGUACAGCUCUUUCCUUGCCAUCUGCAACACUAAAUUUUUCUUCAUUAUCUCAUAGCGUAGCUCCGUACCACUCUGGCCUUACUGGUCGUGCGCGCACGGGACAUUCCCAUUUGGCCACCUGUCCUUGCACCGUCACCGCUACCCGGAGUACUUCUUCUUACUGCAACCAGCCGCUACGCAGAGGGCAUUUUAGUCAUCUUUCACCACUAGCUAGGAAUCAUGCGAGGCGCACGUCUAGGACAUGCUAUGCCGGAUUGGGAGAAUCCGGCAGUUCUUGGCGUCAACAAACGAGUCAGCCACGCUCCUCUGCGAUCCUUUCGGGACCUAGCCGCAGCCGUGGCCUUAUUCCGGCCUACAGUUGUCGGCACCAACCCAGCAUCCCUGCGUCCCACAGAUUUAGAUCAGCAUCAGCAGGCCGCGGCAGCAGCGGACCUUGCUGCUCGGGGUGUAACGGGUAGCAGCGAGAGCGGCGUCCGCACACUCUCUGGGUGCGACUGGUCCUUCCGGCUGUUCCGGCACCCCGGAGAGGUGCCGGAGGACUUUCCGCUUCCCUCGUACGAUACUGGGGACGGGUGGACGCGGAUCCCAGUCCCCUCCAACUGGGAGUGUUGCGGUCAUGGUACCCCCAUCUACACCAACUUCGUCUACCCCAUACCGCGCGACCCGCCCUUCGUACCCGCCCACGACAACCCCACCGGCUGCUUCCGACAUGCCUUUAGCCUGCUGCCAGAAGAUGUACGGCAGGGGGACAGGGUGUUUCUCCAAUUGGAAGGAGUGGACAGCGCCUGCUACGUGUGGCUCAACGGCCGCCCAGUGGGCUUUUCAAAGGACAGUCGUACGACAGCGGAGUUCGAGGUGACGUCAGCACUGGCGUCGCCGGGGGAGACUAACACGCUUGCCGUACAGGUGUUGCGCUGGAGUGACGGGACCUACUUAGAGGAUCAAGACAUGUGGCGACUCAGCGGAAUACACCGUGCCGUACGACUGCUGGUCAAACCCGCCGUACACAUCACCGAUUUCACCGUACGAACACCGCUGUGCUUUGACUUUGGUGGUGCUUGCAAUGAAGGCGCUGCCGGUGCUGCUGCCGCUGCUGCUACUGGUGCUGCCACCGCUUUCUCCCCGACUGGUAGUGGCGGGUCGGCUAGUGGGGUGUUGCGCGGAGCCCGACUGGAGUUGGAGGUGCUGGUGGGGGGGAGCAGCGAGCAGGAGCUGGCAGAUUGCUCCGUUGUCGUACAUAUCCUGGAUGAGCAAGGCCAGCCCGCCACCCGCCCCGGUGUCCCCCCUCCCCAGUGCCGGGUCACCCCGGGUCGCUGGUACGGGACCGACCCGGCGGGUCACUCCAGCCGCACGGCAGCUGGGGUGGGCGGCGUGGCGCGGCUGUCCCUGGAUGCAGCGGAGCUCUGGGGGCCUUAUGUGUACGACACGGCUUUGGGCUGCGUACGACAUUUUGAUGCGGAUGACACCGCUGCUGCCUCGGACACUGCUGCUGCUACUGUGGCGGCGGCGGCAGCUAGUGGGUCAAGACCCACACCUCAGGGGGCUGGGGGGCUGGGAGCAUCCUACGCCGGAGAUGUGGAACAAGGUGCAUCAACGCGAGGUGCAACGCUAGAACCUGGGCUAGGUUCCGGAGCAGCAUCAGAGUCAGAGUCGGGGACCGUCAAACAAUCAACAGCCGGAUGCAGCAGGGCCUUGCGGCUUUGGAGCGCAGAGGAUCCGGCGUUCUACGUCCUGGUGCUUGAGCUGCGGCACGCGACCCGCGGGUCACUCGAAUAUGAGUCCUGUCAGCUGGGGUUCCGCCAGACGGAGGUGCGGGGCGCCCGGCUGCUGCACAACGGCCGCCCGCUCAUGCUGCGCGGGGUGAACCGGCACGAGUGGGACGACAGGCGCGGCAAGGUGCUGGACGAGGCUCACAUGGUCCGCGACCUGCUGCUGCUCAAGCAGGCGGGCUUCAACACGGUGCGCUGCUCGCACUACCCAAACCAUGUCAGGUGGUACGAACUGUGCGCGCUGUACGGCAUGUACUUGAUUGAUGAGGCCAAUGUGGAGACGCACGGCUUCGACCCGUUCUUUCAGGACAACGCCUCCCACCCCGCCAACCACCCCGCCUGGGCCCCCGCAUUCCUAGACCGGGCCAUGGGCAUGUACGGCAGGGACAAGAACCAGCCUGCAGUGGUGAUGUGGUCUCUGGGCAACGAGGCGGGGUACGGCCCCGCACACCUAGCCAUGGCGGGAUACCUGAGGGCCAGGGACGCCUCCCGGCCGCUGCACUACGAGGGCGGCGGCUCCUGCACCCCUGCCACCGACAUCAUCCCGCCCAUGUACGCCCGACCCGCACAACUCAAGUCGCUGACCUCCCUGGUGGACUCGGGCGAGGAGCAGCGCCCCAUCAUGCUGUGCGAGUACUCCCACUCCAUGGGGAACAGUACGGGCAACCUGGACGCCUACUGGCGUGCGUUCGAGUCGCACCCCAGCCUGGCGGGCGGGUGCAUUUGGGACUGGGCGGACCAGGCGCUGGUGGCCAGGGGGGAGGACGCCCAGGGGCGGCAGGUGGAGUACUGGGCGUACGGCGGCGACUUCGGUGACACGCCCAACGACGGCCAGUUCUGCUGCAACGGUCUGGUGUUCCCGGACCGCUCUCCGCACCCCGCACUGUACGAGGCUAAGGCGGUUAUGGCGCCUAUUACAUUUGAGUGGGAGGCGGCGAAAACGGCAGCAGCAGCAGCAGCAGAGCCCCCCGGGGAGCCGCAACCACCUCAAAGCGAUGGGAGCAGCCCCAGCCCCGGCCACACCCCCAAUCCAAUCCUGCGCAUGCGGAACAAGUAUGACAUGAUUCGCUCGUCACACAUUGCCGUACAAUGGCGGUUGAUGCUCAACGGCCGGCCUGUCGUACAUGAGGCCCUCAUGCCGGCAGGCAAGCCUAAGCCGCCUGACGUCAUCACUGGGCUGUCAUCGGCGGCGGCGCCGGAGACGGAGGCGGAGGCGGUGUCUACUCGCGACAGCGGCGGCGGCGGUGCAGGACCGUUAGUUGACGGCGGUUGGUACGACAUGGUGCCUAGCGCCGCCGCCGCCGCCGCCGCUGCCACUGACCUGCCGCCGCGGUCGACGGCGACGCUGUCGCUGCCGACGUCAGCGGCGGCGCUGACAAAGGCCCUGGCGGCGGCGGCGGCAGAACUAGCGGCGGCGGCACCGGCGUCAGCCGUUGUCGUACCACCAGGAGCUCCUGACGGCGGCGGCGAGGUCGGCGAUGGCUGCCUUAGUACAGUACGACUAGAUGCGCACUUUGAGGCUCGUGCCGUACUGUGUGCGACAACGCUCUGGGCGGAGGCGGGUCACGUGGUAUCGCAGCAGCAGCUGGGGCUACCGGAGCAGGUAGACCUAGGUGCAGCGGAGCGGGCAGCAGCGGCGGUGCUGGACGAGCGGCGGCAGCAGCGCACCGCGGCUGCACCUGCCCCCAACUCCUCCUCCUACUCAACCGAUCAGCAGCAGCAGCCGUUGCUGCAGUACAGCCAGGAUCCCAUCAGCCAUACAGUCACAGUCAGCGGCGGCCCACGGGGGCUGCUUCUCCGCAUAGGCGGCGGCAGCGGCUGCAUCGAAACGUACGACGUCGGGACAGUGGGCAGCGGCGACGGUGGCGGUGGAAGUGGUGGCAGUGGCUGCGGUGGUAUUGGUAGUGGUGUGUCGCUGCUAGCGGCGCCGUUGCAGCCGUGCUUCUUCCGCGCUUGCACGGAUAACGACCGCGGUGGUUUCUGCGGCGGCAGCUACGCGGCCCGCUGGGUGGCUGCGGGUCUAGAUCGGCUGGAGACGCAUGGCCCCGUCGACAUCGCUGUAGAGCCCACACCUCCAGGGGUGCGGGUGAGAGCCGCCUGGACGAUGCGACCCAGAAGGAGGCUGCCGGGGGAGGAUGUGGGGGCGGGCGCGCAGGAGGGAGUGGGAAUCGGCGAGAUGGGCGGAGCGCACUGGUUCGCGGUGCAGGAGCAGACGGAGGAGGAGCAGACGGAGGAGGGGCAGGGCGAGGGCGGGGACCAGGGUGGUGCAGGGAAGCAGCAGCCGACCGGCACAGAGGGCGCCCCCGGUACCCCUGCUGCAACCACCACAGCCGUUACGGCAACUGUCAACACAACCACCACCACCACCAGCAGCAUCCAGCUUCCUGGCAACACCACCGCCACCAAGGAUGCUGGGACUGCUGAGGUGGAUGCGUCCGCAUGCGCUUCUGCUUCUCCCGCUGAUACCGCUGAUACUGCUGAGGGCGAAAUCCGGAUCCAAGCCCUGUACGACAUAUCUGCCGCCUCCGGCCAUGUCCAUAUCUCCUGGCACAUGGACACCCGCAACGCCCUGCCAGCCGCACCCCCUACCGGCCUCCUCCAUUCGCUGCCGCGUGUGGGGGUACGCAGCGCCGCCCCCGCCCGCAUGCGCCGAGUCGCCUGGCUGGGCCGCGGCCCCCACGAGUGCUAUUGGGACCGGAAGGCCAGCGCAAGGGUCGGCUUGUACGGCGCUGCCGUACGGGAGAUGCGCACGCCGUACAUCUUCCCGCAGGAGUCCGGUGGUCGUGAGGACGUACGCUGGCUGGCGCUGCUGCCAGAGCCGACAGCGGCGGAGGGUGGGGCGGAGGGUGCGGUGGCACCGGGCCUUAUGGCCGUUGCGGCGUCAGCGCUGGGCCCUCAUGAAUGUUCCCCUCGCCCUGCUUCCUCUCCACCCCUCCUGCACAUUUCGGUUUCAAAGCAGGCCUUGGAAGCCGUACAUGCAGCCCGCCACGAUCACGAGAUCCAGCCGGAUCCGCAGUGUCGUACAUUCUUCCACUUGGAUCACCGCCAUAUGGGUGUGGGCGGCGACGACAGCUGGAGCCCCAGCGUGCACGCGGAGUACCUGGUGCCGCCAGGGGUGUACGAGUGGGGCAUGACGCUGGGUCCGUGUGUGGAGGCGGCGGAAGCGGAGUGGUCGUACUGCACCCUGGCGGCGGCGGCGGCGGUGGCGAUGGCGAAGAAAGGUUAGAGUUUUCUUUCCGAUGUGGAUUGUUACAGAGGUAGGGCAGGAAGACAAAGAAAACAAGUCCAUACCAGGGGGGUUGGAAACCCCUGGAAGCCUCCGGAGGGAACCACCUGUAAGUGGUUUGGCACAACUUUGAAGUGGUUUGGCGGGGAUUCAAGCACGGUACGUUGUCGUUGUCGGCAGGGAGCAGCGGCAGGGGUUGCCAUCAGCAUCAGCAUCAGCAUCAGCAUCAGCAGGGGAGCCGCCGUCGCGCAUUGAUUGUCUUGCGGAGUUAGAACCCGUUGGUUGAAAACGGUACCGGUUUAUGUGUUGGCGUGGAGAAUCUUGAGAGGAUCCAGGGGCCGAAGCUAGGUGCGCAAAGCUGGGGAAGGAGUUCAAGUGGGGGUCAGACGGGGGCUAACGACGGUGAAGAGGCAUGAGUUUGUGGCUCCGCAAAGGUUCGGAUUUAGUUCGGAGAACUAAUGUUUUCCAGCAUUCUUCGGAAUAAUAUUAUGAUCUGAGCGGCGUCCUGAAGUUUGCUGGGAUGUUCACGACUGUCGCAAUUCGCCGUCGUGGUUCGUUGGCACCUAGCUAUACACCGGAUGCAUGGAUCGCUUACACUUACGGCCAUGCAACCACCUUCGGUCUUGUGACUGUAAUUGAGUGGCAAGAUGGUAGAUGGUACCUGGUUUGGGAUAGCCAAAUCCAUAUUUAACCGUACCCUGUCGUAUCCCACGUUUCUCGGUACCCAGGACUGCUGCUGCCACGCUUUCAUGCAGCGCACAUGUCAACCGUUAUUGAUUAAUUGUAAACACGGCCUAAAGUGAUCAAUUCUUUCAAUAAUUGCGCUUGACUUUCUACAGGCCUUCAGAAUUUUGGACUGUCCUUUCCUUCUAAGAGCUUCUAUAUCACCAUGGGAAAGACUUGAUAUACUUAUUAGAACCACUGUUAUAAGUGCGUGAUUCGGAGUGGUACAACCCGCUAUAGUUGGGCGUGUUAAAAAAGGGACGGAAAAGGGUGCAGCUUGCGGGACCACGUAUCCCUUACGGAAGGCUUGGCAGCAGAGCUACGGACAACCAUGACAACAGGGUAAAGGGCCCCUGCACAGGACAUUAUGUUCUGCUGCUUCUCCGGUGGACCCCCGGGUGCAGCCCGCCAGGUGGUGCAAGAGCAGCAGCCUGCACGCCAAGCGGAGAUCCUGGGGUUGCCUGUGCAGCAGCCUGUGCAGCAGGAAGUAUUACACGCAGCACCGCAGCCAGCACAAGAUGGGUCCAACCGACAAGAAUCGUCAAGUCGUGAUAACACUAUUGCUCAGUUAUCUCAGAUACUGGCUGGGGUGCCAGCAGCGGGAGCACGAAGUAACGACUUAUGGGCAAAUUUGCAGAAAAGCGCUGACAGUGUUGUCGGAGCCCUGGCUAUAACUGCCGCGAGUUUUUACAUCUUCACAUCCUCCCGGCGCUUCUGCAAGGUUGUGCCGAACAGUAACUCGCCUCAGUGCGCUGGGUUGCGGAAAAGCGGAUGGGAGCUCUGCCACUCAGCAGAGGCUCCCAGCGCCGCUCAGGUGGCUAGCAGCCGCGCACCAUCCUACUUCCAGUUGCCCCCCAAUGCGCCCGCCUCGCACUCCCGCGCGGUGCCGCCGGACCUGCAGCUGCUGCACCAGUGCGGCUGCCAGGCCUUUGUCACGCUGCCGCUCUACCAGGGUCAGGUGGUGGUGGGCGCGCUGCUGCUGGCGCAUACAGAGCCCAUCCCCGCCCUAGCUGAGCACCGCUGGCUGGCGGCCUACCUGCCGCUGCUGUCGCUCUACCUGGCGGAGACCUCGGCGCUGCGGCUGGUCAACUUCACGGAGAAGAUCCAGACGGCGGUUGGACUCAACCACCUGGCAUGGAUCGUGUCCUCGGAGCUGGACAGCUGGUUCGAGUGGUGCCACCCGGAUGACACGGAGGCGCGGCUGGUGCUGCUGGCGCCGGGUGAGGGAGUGGAGGGAGGGAAGGGGUGGUAGGUGAAGGCGGGUGGAGCGGCUGGUUAGGGGAGGUGUACAGCUUCCUGCGGGGGCCGGUGAGGGGAGAGGUGGUGGAGCGGCGAGAGCUGCAGUUGAUGUGGG
Astrephomene gubernaculifera is the source of this 7155-nucleotide messenger RNA. The record is from the annotation of a GenBank genome assembly. Lineage: Eukaryota; Viridiplantae; Chlorophyta; Chlorophyceae; Chlamydomonadales; Astrephomenaceae.